Messenger RNA from Oppia nitens, 3698 nucleotides. RefSeq names its product DNA-directed RNA polymerase II subunit RPB2 (gene RpII140). Gene Ontology annotation, cellular component: RNA polymerase II, core complex. Gene Ontology annotation, biological process: DNA-templated transcription. NCBI's taxonomy places the organism in Eukaryota, Metazoa, Arthropoda, Arachnida, Sarcoptiformes, Oppiidae. The transcript has 4 exons. Gene Ontology annotation, molecular function: DNA binding; ribonucleoside binding; DNA-directed RNA polymerase activity. The coding region runs from base 165 to 3698 and encodes 1177 amino acids. The record is from RefSeq and is a predicted model, not a curated record.
UGUUUGAAGACGUCAUUGAUGUUCACAAUAAUAUGUUUGCAUUGUUUGCGGCAUUUGUUUCAACAAACAAACAAACGAAACGUUUUUUGAUUGCAAUUCCUAUUAAUAAUGAAUCGAUUUAUUGAUUAAUUGAUUGUCAAUUGAAUUGAUGUCCAAUUGAAGAGAUGUACGGCAGAGACGAUGAUGAGGACCAGUUAGCCGAAGAAGAGUCACUGGAGAUAACAUCAGAUGUAUGGCAAGAAGCAUGUUGGAUUGUCAUCAGCUCUUAUUUCGAUGAAAAAGGUCUCGUCAGACAACAACUCGACUCUUUCGAUGAAUUCAUUCAGAUGUCUGUCCAAAGGAUUGUCGAAGACUCGUCGGCCAUUGAAUUACAGGCCGAGGCUCAGCACGCAUCGGGUGAGGUGGAGAAUCCUCCGCGAUAUGUCCUCAAGUUUGAACAAAUCUAUUUGUCUAAACCAACCCAUUGGGAGAAAGACGGCGCCCCCACACCUAUGAUGCCAAAUGAGGCCCGACUUAGAAAUCUGACGUAUUCGGCGCCACUCUAUGUCGAUAUAACCAAAACUAUCAUCAAAGAAGGCGAUGAUCCCAUCGAAACGCAACACCAAAAGACAUUUAUCGGCAAAAUACCGAUUAUGUUGCGAUCAACUUAUUGUCUGUUAAGUGGUCUCACUGAUCGAGAUUUGACAGAAUUGAAUGAGUGUCCAUUAGAUCCGGGCGGCUAUUUCAUUGUCAAUGGUUCCGAAAAAGUUCUUAUAGCUCAAGAAAAGAUGGCCACCAAUACUGUGUAUGUCUUCUCUUUGAAAGACUCUAAAUUUGUGUAUAAGGCUGAGUGUCGGUCGUGUAUUGAGCACUCCUCCCGACCCACGAGUACUCUAUGGGUCAAUAUGUUGUCUCGCGGUACACAAGGAUCUAAAAAGACGGCGAUUGGCCAAAGAAUUAUCGCUAUUAUUCCUUAUAUUAAACAAGAGAUUCCGAUUAUGAUUGUCUUCAGAGCACUGGGUUUUGUGGCCGAUCGAGAUAUUCUCGAACAUAUUAUUUACGAUUUCGAAGACCCAGAGAUGAUGGAAAUGGUUAAGCCAUCGCUUGACGAAGCAUUUGUAGUACAAGAGCAGAACGUUGCUCUUAAUUUCAUUGGUGUUCGGGGCGCUCGACCCGGUGUUACCAAAGAAAAGCGUAUCAAAUAUGCGCGAGAAAUCCUUCAAAAGGAAAUGCUUCCACACGUCGGCGUCAGUGACUUCUGUGAAACGAAAAAAGCUUAUUAUUUAGGAUAUAUGGUUCACAGGCUAUUGUUGGCAGCACUCGGUAGACGAGAGCUCGACGAUCGCGAUCACUACGGAAACAAACGACUAGAUUUGGCCGGACCUCUGUUGGCCUUUUUGUUUAGAGGAUUAUUCAGAAAUCUCACUAAAGAAGUCAAAAUGUAUGCACAGAAGUUCAUCGACAGAGGAAAAGAUUUCCAGUUAGAGUUAGCCAUCAAAACGCGUAUUAUAUCCGAUGGUCUUCGCUAUUCAUUAGCGACAGGCAAUUGGGGCGAUCAGAAAAAGGCACAUCAGGCCAGAGCCGGUGUCUCGCAAGUAUUGAAUCGUCUAACAUAUGCGUCCACUCUUUCACAUUUACGACGCGUCAAUUCGCCGAUUGGAAGAGACGGAAAGUUGGCCAAACCUCGACAAUUGCAUAACACUUUGUGGGGUAUGAUUUGUCCCGCAGAGACACCAGAAGGUCAUGCCGUCGGACUCGUCAAAAAUUUAGCACUUAUGGCAUAUAUAUCUGUCGGUUCCCAGCCGUCACCAAUUCUUGAAUUUUUAGAAGAAUGGUCAAUGGAAAAUCUCGAAGAGAUUGCUCCGUCGGCUAUAUCAGAGGCCACCAAGAUUUUUGUCAACGGCUGUUGGGUUGGAAUACAUCGUGAACCUGAUCUCUUGAUGAACACAUUGCGAAAAUUGAGGCGUCAGAUGGAUAUCAUUGUCUCUGAGGUAUCAAUGGUUCGCGAUAUUAGAGAUCGUGAAAUCAGGAUCUAUACGGAUGCCGGAAGAAUAUGUCGACCACUUCUUAUUGUAGAAAACCAAAAACUAUUGUUAAAGAAGCGUCACAUAGAGAUGCUUAAGGAAAGGGAGUACAACAGCUACAGUUGGCACGAUUUGGUAGCCUCUGGUGUUGUCGAAUAUAUCGACACACUUGAAGAAGAAACUGUUAUGAUUGCUAUGACUCCUGACGAUCUUCAGGAUAGCGAACUGGCCUAUUGUUCCACAUAUACACACUGUGAAAUUCAUCCAUCAAUGAUAUUAGGUGUCUGUGCAUCUAUCAUCCCCUUCCCUGAUCACAACCAAUCGCCCCGUAAUACAUACCAGUCUGCUAUGGGUAAACAAGCUAUGGGUGUCUAUAUCACCAAUUUUCACGUACGAAUGGACACAUUAGCUCAUGUGCUCUAUUAUCCACAAAAACCUUUGGUCACCACCCGAUCUAUGGAAUACUUGCGCUUUAGGGAACUUCCGGCGGGAAUCAACUCCAUUGUUGCUAUUAUGUCAUAUACUGGCUAUAAUCAGGAGGACUCUGUUAUUCUGAAUGCAUCGGCCAUUGAUCGCGGAUUUUUUAGAUCUGUAUUUUACAGAUCCUAUAAAGAUUCCGAACAGAAACGAAUGGGUGAUAAUGAGGAACAGUUUGAGAGACCCACACGUGACACAUGUCAGAGUAUGAGGAAUGCCAUAUAUGACAAACUUGAAGACGACGGCAUCAUUGCGCCGGGAACUCGAGUUUCAGGCGAUGAUGUUAUCAUUGGUAAGACGGCUUUGUUGCCAGAAAAUGAAGAUGAACUCGAGGGUCAAGUCAAGAGAUAUACCAAACGAGAUGCCAGUACUUUCUUGAGGAACAGUGAGACCGGAAUUGUUGAUCAGGUGAUGAUUACCAUCAAUAACGAAGGCUAUAAAUUCUGUAAAAUACGUGUCCGUUCGGUUCGAAUACCGCAAAUUGGCGACAAAUUUGCCUCAAGACACGGACAGAAGGGUACUUGUGGUAUCACAUAUCGACAAGAAGACAUGCCAUUUACAUGUGAAGGCAUUACACCCGACAUUAUAAUCAAUCCGCACGCUAUUCCAUCUCGUAUGACAAUCGGACAUUUAAUUGAAUGUCUUCAGGGAAAGGUAUCGGCAAAUAAGGGAGAGAUCGGUGACGCCACUCCUUUCAAUGAUACCGUAAACGUGCAAAAGAUCUCAGAUUUGCUUCACGAAUAUAAUUAUCAAUUGCGUGGCUAUGAAGUGAUGUACAACGCCCACACCGGUCGUAAAGUAAGCGCUCAGAUAUUUAUUGGUCCCACUUAUUACCAGAGACUCAAACAUAUGGUCGACGACAAGAUCCAUUCGCGAGCGAGAGGACCCGUACAGAUACUGGUCAGACAACCCAUGGAAGGUCGAGCACGUGAUGGUGGACUACGUUUCGGUGAAAUGGAAAGAGACUGUCAGAUAUCGCACGGCGCCGCACAGUUUCUAAGGGAACGACUAUUUGAAGUAUCCGAUCCCUAUCGCGUUCAUAUUUGUAACUUAUGUGGACUCAUAUGUAUUGCCAAUUUGAGAAACAAUACGUUUGAAUGUAAAAACUGUCGCAAUAAGACACAGAUAUCACAGGUUCGGGUGCCCUAUGCCUGUAAACUAUUGUUUCAGGAACUCAUGUCAAUGCAAAUCGCACCGCGAAUUGUCGUCAAUCCUUGA